Messenger RNA from Aspergillus uvarum CBS 121591, 4479 nucleotides. RefSeq lists its product as uncharacterized. NCBI's taxonomy places the organism in Eukaryota, Fungi, Ascomycota, Eurotiomycetes, Eurotiales, Aspergillaceae. Gene Ontology annotation, cellular component: Cul8-RING ubiquitin ligase complex; nucleus. The transcript has a single exon. Gene Ontology annotation, biological process: replication fork processing; double-strand break repair via homologous recombination. Bases 88 to 4317 code for a protein of 1409 amino acids. The record is from RefSeq and is a predicted model, not a curated record.
GGUAAAUCGGAGCAGCCAAGUAAUAGAUGGAUUGUCAAAAGGAACUUCGCAGUCACCUCUUUUACGAGAAAUGGCUUCAGGCCUGCGAUGCUCGAAGAGGUGAACCCAGCCGGUCGACCUGUGUCCUCGGUGUCUUUCCAACGAUCACUAUCGCAGUUGAACCGAGACUACCGCGGCAAAAGCCUUCCUCGGAUAAGGCGCGGAAACGUGGUCAUGGACAGAUUCAUCGCGAGUCGCAGUUCGACGCCUGUUCCGGCCGAGAAAUCAAAUGAGCCUGCUACAGCUCAGAUGCUUGAUAAAUCGAGCGUCAGAAGACGCCCAAUGUUACAGACCCGGUUGCAGAGUCGUCAGACAAGGAAGCGUCCACCAAGACGGUUGGAAGUCAAUGCGCUCCAAGAACAGCAGCCGCUCCAAGAGACAAUAACAAUCUCAGACUCGCAUAGGGUAUCGGAGGAACCGCAGCUUUUUAGUUGUCCCGUCGGGGCUCUUGAAGGGUUGCAGCGAACGUAUCUCAUUGACUUCAACAUUACUCCAUUGGUUUCAGGAACGUUCUUUCAUGAGUCAACCUUCAUUGGGAGCGGAGAGCUUUGUCGCUCCCUGAAGAUUCUCACCAGAAACCUCGACACUGACGCUGGAGUUUUCACUUUGCAUCUUGAAGACGAACGUCACCGCUGGGGUGCUUGGAAUGAUGCCGUUUCUUCCGGUCUCGGACUUGCUUUUGACAAGAUUGUUGAGGAACUGGACAGACCGGUCGAGGGUCCAGCACAGUCUCUCACUGGAAGUGUCGACAAGCAAGGGUGUAUGGUGUAUCGGUCCUUGGUAAAAUACGUCACAGACACUCUGUCCUUCAUCGAUCCGAUCGAUCGAACGGGGUUCGUGAGGCGAGCGCAUAGCCUUGUUUCCAAGGUUAAUGACACUUUAGCGACGCUGGUACCGACAACCGAGCCGGAGAUGGAUCACCUCCUGACAAUAUCUUCUUAUAACACUGUAUUCGUGAAUAUGCUGCUUCAGAUUGCAGGACACGAACUUGUGGAACUCAGCGUUGCUGACGAGGUUAUGAUUUCAUUGAAGCUGUCGUCGAAGCUGACCGUUGCUGUUAUGGCUAGCGAAUUGGGGCAAUCCAGUAUACGCAAACACCUUCAAGAUCUGGAGUCUACUGAGGCCCGUGAAGGAGGAAUUCGCAGCGGCAGAUCUUCCCUUCAAGCAUAUGUCACUGUUCGACAUGUACUGCGCAGCAAUGAGAGUGUGAAAGGAUAUUUCGAGGACCUACUAACCCAGGCCUACACACUCGCUGACGAAGGCGACGUGAGAAAUUCCAAAACUGUCUCUCAGUUGGAAGCUGCGUGGCGAAACGUAUUCACACCCUUGCCCCUGAACGAAUUCGAUGUUCGUGGCAUUGCCCAGAUUGGUUCACGAUUCCAUGAACAGCAGGACAACUGGCCCGUCAUCAAAAUGUUGCUACGUCCUGCGCUCGAGAGCUAUGAAGCUACUUCUGUCGUACAGCCUGUCUCGUGCUACAUUUAUUGCCGGGCUCUGUUUCAUAGGUGCUUCCACCUCAUCAAUGGCUGGGGUUGGUGGGAUUGCAAGCCAGUUUUGGAUACUUUAUACGAUUUCUUCGCCAAGAAUACUUUGUACAAUUUGAGGCAAGAAGAGAACUACAAGUCCCCAUCUUUUCUCAAUGACCUUGAUCGCAAUCCUUCGUUGCAAGUGCAGCCUGGCGAGCCAUGCUUCCAUAUUCUGCUCAAGAUUAUUGCAAGUGGAUUGAAAUCGUUGUCGAAGUCCUACGAAAAGAAGAAAGUUCGGAAUUUCGCCUGGCGCCUGUUGCCGAACCAUGGCCGGAUGUACCCUAAGGAAAAGCCCAUCCAACAGACCGACUUGGAUGCCUUGAGAAACCACCACGACCUGCUUUGCACGCUGUACUAUGCAGUUCCUGACGGAUGCCGGCCUCGGUUGGAAACCAUCCGGGAUCUCGUUCACCCUGCAAGCUCUCAUAGAGAAACUUGCAAUAUCAGUCUUCGUUCCUGGGAUCGACUGGUUCGCUUCAAGCUGUCAACUGACGAAGAAGUCUCGGGGCUUGAGCCAUUUGCAGAUUGGCAUUGUUACUUUGUGACCGAGCUAUUGAAGCAGCAUGUAAUGGCUCGGCAAGAGGUUGAAGCCCAGAAUAAAGUAGGAAACAAGUUCUCCGAUAAAUUGGUCGAGAAAACGAUAGCACAAAAUCAGCGUCAAAUUGAAUCGUUGCUGAAGACAGCUCUGAGCAACCUAAAAAGUGCCGUCAAGGCAGCACCAACAUUACAGCAUGCUCAAAAACUGGUGUCAAAAUUGCCCGUGAAAGCGCUAUUAGGGCUUUUCAGUCCCCAGCUUGCUCGCGUGAACAUCAUUAUCACUGAGUCUCUCCUGGUGGUUCUUGCCUAUCUUGAGAAAUGCAACGCUUCUCAAGAGCAGGCCCCAGGAACAGCAGGGCAACCCGUCGCGCAGGACGAAGAUAGCCAAGAGUAUGGGGACUGGACCGACAUUGAAGCUGUAUACGGGGCAAUGACUACUACAGCAUCACUUGAGAUCGAGUAUGUGGAGCAGACUUUCCACCCUGCUGUGUCCCGACUUGUCUCCAACUGCUUUGGUGAAGACUAUUGUCCCGAGGAUGCAAUCCUUCUCAGUGCUGUCGAAUGUUGGACCUCCAUCGCGCAAACACUUGUUAAGCACGGACUGCGACAUUGGGACAGCUACCUGAACCCUUACAAUGGCGAUUCGUGGGCAGCGCUUCGAUCAACCAUGCAGACAAGAAAGUUUACACCCUUUUUCUUAGCAAGCUGCAUUGAGAAAGACGCUCGGUGCAUCGUGGACUGUAAAGUUCAGAUCCUUGGCAUGUGGAUGGCCAGCUUGGUCGAACGGGUCGCCUUAUUGAAAUACCAACACCGCUUGACUGAGGCGUUAUUGAAUCACGAGGAGGCCAGUCCUGUAUUGCAGAAUCUGCCAUUUGCCCUGGACCGCAAGAAGGGACGAUAUUCGCUCAGCUUGGAGGACAUCAGCCAGCGUCGGUUGUCGCUGAUAUCCAGUCUUUUAUCCAACAUGCGUUCGCACCUUCAAGACCUUGAAGACGCUGGCGCACGCGAUUAUUCGAGCACAAAGCAGGAAUACGCAGAGGCAAUCCAGAGAAUGAUGUCAUCGAUGAAGGCCAAUUAUCAGGAGCUAGGAAAUGGUACCAAGAGCGUCCAGGGGGCCUACGUUGAUCUUGUCCAUCGAGUUGUAGGGUUCCUGCAGCAACACAGCAGACAGAUCUGCCCUAUCGAUCCGUUUUUCAUCGAUCCUGCUUCCUUCCCGCUGCCUUCCACGGACCCAACCUACAUCGUCGCCAGAUUAAAGAGUUAUGAGCCCAAGGUCUCAAUCGAGAGUGGGGCGAAAACGCUAGUGGUGUUCGUCCAGAGCGUCUCGGAGCGGGCCGCCAUAGAUGGCCAACAGGAUUACCUCGUCAACCAGUUGCAUUCCUCGAUGAGCGAGACCUACGAGAGCGGCAGCCCGGACAAGCCCACGCUAAGGUCGACAAUGCUGCAGGCUGUGUUCCCUGCUUACCUCGAGACAGCGUUCAGCAGUCGGGCGGCGUGGAUCAUAAGCCGGCCGAUUGUGCAUACCACCCGCCUUGUCUUCAAGGAGCUUCUCUUCACCUUCGACUCCACAGAUGCUGCGUGCGUGGGGUCGGUCUUGAAUAUGUUUGCCUGUGUUUUUGGACCAUCGUAUCGUGCAUUGCAGCUUCCUUUGUUCCGAAACGUCACUUUGCUUACCGACCCCGCCGCAGCGAUCACCGCUGCCUCGUUCUUGGAUAUGAUCACGUCCGCCUUGCCGAUUGUGGAGUACAUCGACCGCGGUACCACAGACCAUCGUGCAGCCAGCGACAGCAUCAUCCUCCAGCUGCGGGCCUUCCGCCAGCUUGCUCUCGUCGCCCUCUCCAUUUUCCCCGAAAGAAUCGAAAAACCAUCUGACCUUUCCGCAGCCAUCUUUCCUGGUGGCGGGGACUUCACGCAGCACACUGCAGCCUUCACUUCAUACCCAGCGGCCCCCACAACCCCGGCUUUCUUCCCCGAGCUCCGCCACAGUGCAACCCGCGAGCUACAGUGCUACAUCUACGAGAACUGGUCUUGUCACCAGGGCAAAUACUACUUCACCCGCCGAGGCGGGCACCAACCCCAGGAAGUCGAGGUGGAACCCGCAGUGGCUGUUCAACUCGAGCAAUCUCCCCUGCUUGCGUUGCGGACUGCAGCCCAGAGCUUCCUGGAUACGUUAGGUAAACUUGGUCUUAUCGAGGAUGACGCGGAUGAUGAGUGAAGCCUUCCUGUUUGGCUUUACCUGGUUUACGGUGUUGGUGAGUAGGUUGAUUUGUGCUAUUCUAAAGCUUAUAUAUUCAUGCAUGAUGAUUCCCCCCUUGUUGAGAGUUGAUGUACCGCGUAUGGCUGUGGGUGAUGGGGUUGAUAAAGGAAUGAUAAUAAU